Molecule: messenger RNA, 3304 nt
Organism: Silurus meridionalis
Lineage: Eukaryota; Metazoa; Chordata; Actinopteri; Siluriformes; Siluridae
Gene: mtdha
Product: metadherin a
Biological process (GO): positive regulation of canonical NF-kappaB signal transduction; regulation of transcription by RNA polymerase II; positive regulation of angiogenesis
Cellular component (GO): nucleus
Molecular function (GO): transcription coregulator activity
Source: RefSeq, a predicted model, not a curated record
AGAGAGAGAGAGAGAGAGAGCGAUUGGGAGAAAGAGAAAGAGACAGAGUGAGUGUGUGUACGUGGUAAGAUGGCAUCGAGCUGGGGAGACGUAGUGUCGAAGCAGGCCGAUCAGAUAUCUGAUCGUCUCCGUCAGUUCGCGUCUUCUGGGCUGCACUUUCUCCGCGAUGAGUUGGGGGUAGAUUUAGGGUUGAAGCCCGAGCUUUACGCGGCCUGGGUGAUUCCCACCACAGCCCUGAUCGGCCUGGUUCUCCUGCUGGUGUUGGUCGCGGCCUGUGGAGGAUCUUGGCGCAGAAAGCACGGCGUCGCUCGGAGUAAGAGCGCCCCCGCCGAGGUCGUAAAGGCCCCGCCGGUGAAAGCGCCCAAAGCCGACGAGCCAAAGAAGAAAACCAAGAAGAAAUCCGCGGAAAAGAAGAACCAGUCGAAUGGCGGGACGGUCCCUGAACCUCGAGAACAAGUCAAAGCUGUCAAGGAGGUCCCUAAACAAGCUUCAGCACCACCACCUGCUCCAGCAGCUCCUGCAGCUCCAGCAGCAGCUCCAGCAGCAGCAAGACCACCUCAGCGUCAACCUCGUCAGCCUCAACCUCCUCCUCAACCUCCUUCUCAAACUUCACCUCAAUCUUCACCUCAACCACAAGCACCCGCCAACGCUAAAGAUGAAAAAGCCAAGAAAAGUAAGAAGAAACCAAAACCUGAGGUGAAACCAACCCAAGCUGUUUCCUCUACUGACGGAAAGGAGCCUGACGAAGGCGCUUGGGAGACUAAAAUCAGCAACCGAGAGAAACGACAGCAGCGCAAGAAGGAGAAGGGCUCCAACGAUGAGUCAGGAAGUCCUGGUAGUGGUCAGCAUGCUGGUCAGCAGGCCGAACAGCAGCCUGCAGCUCCAGUAAACACCAAGAAGAAUAAAGAAUCUCAGAAUUUAAAGGCUGCCAAAACUGAUGCCAGUAUAUCCCCAGUGCUUUCCACCUGGAAUAACGUGAGCUCUGUGAACACUGGAGGUCGGACUGAUAUGUCCGUGAAGCAUCCACCCCAGGUGAACCCAUCAGACCGCAAUAAAUCAUCUGCUGUCAUUAAGACGACUGGACAUAGGACUUCAGAGACAUUCUCCUGGGCUCAAGAAUCAAACGGCUCAUGGUCCAACGUGGAUGGACGAAGCAAGCCAGAAGUGAACCGAAUGAACUUCUCCAUGCCUAGAUUAAACCAAUCAGCAGCUGGUGUUCCUGUGAGUCAGCCUUCUUCUGCAGAGUUGGGGAACGGUCAUCCUAUCGCUGAUGAGUGGUCUGGAUUCAAUGGUGUUGGAGCUGUAGAUCCAAGUUCUGACUGGAAUGCUCCAACAGAGCUGUGGGGAAACUAUGAUGAACCCAAGCCAGAAAAGCCAGCAGCUCAAGAGACAUCUGUUUCCCAGUUGCAGGAAUCUGAUGAUGACAAGGACAAAGGAGAUCCUUCUGGGAGUAGCAAGUCCAAGAGAAAGAAAAAGAAGAAGAAGCCGGAGGAUGAAACUGCUGGCUCACAGGUGAACAUCGAAAACUCAUCUGUACCAGCAGAAUGUGGAUCUGUCAAACCCCGCCCCCAUGUGCCAGUGGAGGAGUCGACCAAACAGAUCCUCGCUCCGCAAUCAGGACAAAAGAAAUCUGACCAGAAUUUGGAACUGCAGAAGCAAAAGAAAAAGGCCAGGAGAGAAACCUGAAUAUCCUCGAGUUCUUAUGCAAAGGAUUGUCAAAAGAAAAAAAGUUUAUGCAAUAAUUUCAGAGUACAGAAUUUUAUACCGAUUCAGUCUUCUGUGCUAUUUAUAGAACAUCUAAAGUGAGUCGGGCCAAGUUGGCCAGAAAACAACAAACAAACAAAAACACCACAAUUACAGCAAAUGGACAACUUAUGCACUAUGCUAGACUGAUGUCUUGUAAAGGAUCGAUUAACGUACUUGAUAUCAUGCACGCUUUUAGUGCAGUGAAAGAUUAUAUAUUGUUGUCCGACUGCUACUUUUUUGCAAUGUUAAUAGAAUUUGAAAAAGUUGGUUAAAAUCAUGGGGGAACUUUUAUGAGUUUCGAGGAGGGUUGUUUAUUUUUUCUUUCUUUUUUUCAUUAUGAAUUCUUUUUCCUCUUGAACCUUUUUUGCAUUCAGGAGUAUUUUACAGUGUAGCAGUUAGUGUUAGACACCACUGAUAGACACUGUGCCAUCAGAGCCAUCAUGAAGUACAUCAGAAGUCAUCAGCAGCAGGAAGAGACUGGUAUAAUUACUGUAAUUUGUCAUCAAAAACAAGGAGAGUACAGGUUACUAUGGAGAUGUUUUUAACACUAAGAAUAUUCUCAGUGCUUUUUUUCCCCUCCUGUGUCAAGUCUACUAUAUUUUCACAUAGAGAGGAUGUACACAUCUUUUUGAAAUACUUUGCUUUGUCUUACCUUGUUAACUGUUCUCUUGCAACCUAGAAAAAGCCAGGCCAUAUGUACAGAAUUAAUAAGGGCUUUUUUUCUAUAAUUCUCUUUACUUGCACUGUGCUAAUGUUUGUAAUGGUUUCUAAUUUUUUUUUUCUAAUCUUGAAAUGUGAUUGUUUAAUUCCUGUUUCAUUUUGUUUUGAUACCGAGAUGAGACAAAGGGGGAAGUGUUUUUUUUUUUUUUUUUUUUAUAAAUAUAUGGAGAGAAACCGUAACAGCAGCUUUACCUCCAUUUCACUAUCAAUAGUAUGAUUAUCUGGAAUCUGUUGCCUUAAUCCAUUUUCUUUUUUUUGUGUAAUAUACGCGUCUAACCAUCUCUCAGAUUUGUCACAUUGAAAUGAGCUGUGGAAUAAUCAUUUCCAGGUCGAUUGAUGUCAGAGCUGCAUUUAUUGUUGCACGAAUCCUGUUUUAAACUUUAUAAUCAUUAAAAAAAAAUCAAAGGUCCACAUUCUUUUUUUUUUUUCUUUUCCUUACUCAUAAAAGAACUACUCUAAGCAUAAAAGGCUUUAAUGGAUGAGAAAUGGAGACUGCUUUUGGUAGACGUAAAGAAUGGAUUUCAAUCUUUCUUUUCUUUUCAUUUUCCCCCAGGCUUUAUGGCUUGUGAAUAUAAUUUAAUUGUGUCUCUAUGUGGAUUAUCUGGGUGUUUAUCCCUCAUUCAUUUUUUUGUAAAUUGUGGUAGAUUUUUGCGUACCUGAGGUACUCUGGUUACGAAUCAGACACCUGCCUUAGUUUUCCAUUAGAAAGGUGGUCAAACCAGUGUAUUUAUACCUGUCUUCAGAUUUUUUUCAGAUCGGAGAAUGAUCAUGUUUACUGAAGUCGAUGCAAUAUUUCUAUGUUGAUUUGUUAAAGAAAUAAAACAUUUGAUCAUUGUUA